AUGUAUUUCAUUACCCUUCCAAAUAUUCCUUAUGAAGAAAAUAAAAUCCAGGAGCCUGCACGAAGAUGUAAAGUUAUCAUUGUUGGUGCAAAAGAGGUUGGAAAAUCUGCGUUCAUUGAAAGACUAGAAUUUGGACGAUUCAAUGAAGAGAAAUCGAAGGAAAAAUUGUACCGCGUCGUGUCUAAAACAAUCUUUGGACAAACCUUAACAGUGGAACUUGUGGAGAGAGACUUGGAACAGUUCUCCAAUGACACCCACGGCAUGAAACAGCAAGAAAUGCGAGAUGUCGACGCUAUGAUCAUGUUUUAUGCAACAGAUGAUUCUCAAUCCUUCAACUUGAUCAAAGAAAACCUGUUGAGUGUUCAGAGAAAGAUACCCCCGCAUGCAAGCAUAACCAUUGUCGGCUCGAAAGCAGAUGUAAAAGAAAUGACAGUUGACUGGCAUGAUGUCGACACAUUUGCAGAAAGCCAAGGGUUUUCGUGUUUUGAGACAAGUUCUAAAUCUGGUGUAAAUGUGGAGAUAAUUUUACAAGACAUUCUGGAAGCAGUAUUUGAGAAACGAUUUUCAACAGAUGAAGAAGAUGUUCUGAUUGAUCAACCUGUAUAUGCUUCCACAAUCUUGACGAGUCGGACUGAAGAGCAGCCACAGGUGAAUGGCUACUGCUGGAUACCCAGAAUCCCGUUAUUUUCUUACUUCCGUCGAGAAUGA
Molecule: messenger RNA, 708 nt
Organism: Caenorhabditis remanei
Lineage: Eukaryota; Metazoa; Nematoda; Chromadorea; Rhabditida; Rhabditidae
Exons: 6
Coding region: 1-708 (235 amino acids)
Biological process (GO): signal transduction
Cellular component (GO): plasma membrane
Molecular function (GO): GTP binding; GDP binding; GTPase activity
Source: RefSeq, a predicted model, not a curated record